AUGUCCUAUGGAUUCCCAGAGCACCUACACUCAGUUUUGACCCUUCUGGGACCUUGCCAAUCCACAUCAAGAGUUGGAUUCAGUUUUCCCCCACACCCUUGUACCCAGGGUCAGAAAGCUUGGAUAGAGAAGACCUUUUGCAAACGGGAAUGCGUCUUUGUCAUUCCCAGCACAAAAGACCCUAACAGGUGUUGCUGUGGCCAGCUCAUCAACCAGCAUAUUCCCCCUCUGCCAAGUGCAACACCCAGCAAAAAUGGAGAGGAGAACAAACAGGCGGAGACUCAGCCUGAGAAGUGGGCUGUCAGCAAACACACCCAGAGCUAUCCAACAGAUGCCUAUGGAAUUCUGGAGUUCCAGGGAGGUGGAUACUCCAACAAAGCCAUGUACAUCCGGGUCUCCUACGACACCAAGCCGGAUUCUCUGCUUCAUCUCAUGGUGAAAGACUGGCAGCUGGAACUCCCCAAGCUCUUAAUAUCCGUGCAUGGAGGCCUUCAGAACUUCGAGAUGCAGCCCAAGCUGAAGCAGGUCUUUGGGAAAGGCCUGAUCAAAGCUGCCAUGACCACAGGGGCCUGGAUCUUCACUGGGGGUGUCAGCACCGGUGUCAUCAGCCACGUGGGGGAUGCCUUGAAAGAUCACUCCUCCAAAUCCAGAGGCCGUGUUUGUGCCAUAGGAAUUGCUCCAUGGGGCAUGGUGGAGAAUAAGGAAGACCUGGUUGGAAAGGAUGUGACCAGAGUGUAUCAGACCAUGUCCAACCCACUGAGUAAGCUCUCAGUGCUGAACAACUCCCACACACACUUCAUCCUGGCCGACAACGGCACCCUGGGCAAGUAUGGCGCUGAGGUGAAGCUGAGAAGGCAACUGGAAAAGCACAUCUCUCUGCAGAAGAUCAACACAAGACUGGGCCAGGGCGUGCCUGUCGUGGCGCUUGUGGUGGAAGGUGGCCCCAAUGUGGUCUCCGUGGUCUUGGAAUACCUCCGGGAAGAACCUCCAGUCCCCGUGGUGGUGUGUGACGGCAGCGGACGAGCCUCGGACAUUUUGUCUUUUGCACACAAGUACUGUGAAGAAGGAGGAACAAUAAAUGAGUCGCUCAGAGAUCAGCUUCUGGUCACUGUUCAGAAGACAUUUAACUACAGCAGGUCACAGUCGCAGCAGCUGCUGGCAAUUAUAAUGGAGUGCAUGAAGAAGAAAGAACUCGUCACGGUGUUUAGAAUGGGUUCAGAGGGUCAUCAGGAUGUGGAGAUGGCCAUUCUAACUGCGCUGCUGAAAGGAACAAAUGCGUCAGCUCCAGAUCAGCUGAGCCUGGCCCUGGCCUGGAACCGUGUAGAUAUUGCUCGGAGCCAAAUCUUCGUCUUUGGGCCCCACUGGCCGCCCCUGGGAAGCCUGGCACCUCCAACAGACAGCAAAGUCACAGAGAAGGAGAAGAAGCCACCCAUGGCCACCACCAAGGGGAGAGGAAAAGGAAAGGGCAAGAAGAAAGGAAAAGCGAAAGAGGAAGCAGAGGAAGAAAUGGACCCCCGGAAGCUGGAACUGCUAAACUGGGUGAAUGCGUUGGAGCAAGCCAUGCUGGACGCCUUAGUCCUAGAUCGUGUGGAAUUCGUGAAGCUCCUGAUUGAAAACGGAGUGAACAUGCAACACUUUCUCACCAUCCCCAGGCUGGAGGAGCUUUACAACACAAGACUGGGUCCACCCAAUACACUUCACCUGCUGGUGCGGGACGUCAGAAAGAGCAAUCUUCCACCUGAUUACCACAUCAGCCUCAUAGACAUAGGGCUCGUCCUGGAAUACCUCAUGGGAGGAGCCUACCGCUGCAACUACACCAGGAAAAGCUUUCGGACCCUUUACAACAACUUGUUUGGACCAAAGAGGCCUAAAGCUCUUAAACUUCUGGGAAUGGAAGAUGACGAACCUCCCACAAAAGGGAAGAAAAAGAAAAAGAAGAAGAAGGAGGAGGAGAUUGACAUCGAUGUGGACGACCCCGCCGUGAGCCGCUUCCAAUACCCCUUCCACGAGCUCAUGGUGUGGGCUGUGCUGAUGAAACGUCAGAGGAUGGCCAUCUUCCUGUGGCAGCGAGGCGAGGAGAGCAUGGCCAAGGCCUUGGUGGCCUGCAAGCUCUACAAGGCCAUGGCCCAUGAGUCCUCUGAGAGCGAGCUGGUCGAUGACAUCUCCCAGGACCUGGACAACAACUCCAAAGACUUUGGCCAGCUUGCAGUGGAGUUGUUAGACCAGUCAUAUAAGCAUGAUGAGCAGAUUGCCAUGAAACUUCUGACCUAUGAGCUGAAGAACUGGAGUAACUCCACCUGCCUCAAACUGGCCGUUGCAGCCAAACACCGGGACUUCAUCGCACACACCUGCAGCCAGAUGCUGCUGACUGACAUGUGGAUGGGAAGGCUGCGAAUGAGGAAAAACCCUGGCCUGAAGGUUAUCAUGGGGAUCCUUCUACCCCCAACAAUCUUGUUUCUGGAAUUUCGCACUUAUGAUGAUUUCUCCUAUCAAACAUCCAAAGAAAAUGAAGAUGGCAAAGAGAAAGAGGAGGAGAAUAUGGAUGCAAGUGCAGAUGCUGGUUCCAGAAAGGGGGAUGAGGAGAAUGAGCACAAAAAACAAAAAAGCAUUCCCAUUGGAACCAAGAUCUGUGAAUUCUACAACGCUCCCAUUGUCAAGUUCUGGUUUUACACAAUUUCCUACUUGGGCUACCUACUGCUGUUUAAUUACGUCAUCUUGGUGCGCAUGGACGGCUGGCCCUCCCUCCAGGAGUGGAUCGUCAUCUCCUACAUUGUCACCCUGGCACUAGAGAAAAUACGAGAGAUUCUCAUGUCAGAACCAGGCAAGCUCAGCCAGAAAAUCAAAGUUUGGCUUCAGGAGUACUGGAACAUCACAGACCUCGUGGCCAUUUCCAUGUUCAUGAUUGGAGCAAUCCUUCGCCUGCAGAACCAGCCAUACAUGGGCUAUGGCCGAGUGAUCUACUGUGUGGAUAUCAUCCUCUGGUACAUCCGUGUGCUGGACAUUUUUGGAGUCAACAAGUAUCUGGGACCCUACGUGAUGAUGAUUGGAAAGAUGAUGAUCGACAUGCUAUAUUUUGUGGUCAUCAUGCUGGUGGUGCUGAUGAGUUUCGGAGUGGCCCGGCAAGCCAUCUUGCACCCAGAGGAGAAGCCUUCUUGGAAGCUGGCCCGAAACAUCUUCUACAUGCCCUACUGGAUGAUCUACGGAGAGGUGUUUGCAGACCAGAUAGACCUCUACGCCAUGGAAAUUAAUCCUCCUUGUGGUGAAAACCUCUAUGAUGAGGAUGGCAAGAGGCUGCCUCCCUGCAUCCCCGGAGCCUGGCUCACGCCAGCCCUCAUGGCCUGCUACUUGCUGGUAGCCAACAUCCUGCUGGUCAACCUCCUGAUUGCUGUUUUCAACAACACCUUCUUCGAAGUCAAGUCCAUAUCCAACCAGGUGUGGAAGUUCCAGCGCUACCAGCUCAUCAUGACGUUUCACGACCGGCCGGUCCUGCCGCCGCCCUUGAUCGUGCUCAGCCACAUCUACAUCAUCCUGACGCGGCUCGGGGGCCGCUGCCGCAAGAAGCGGGAAGGCGACCAGGAGGAGCGCGACCGUGGGCUCAAGCUGUUCCUCAGCGAGGAGGAGCUCAAGCGGCUGCACGAGUUCGAGGAGCAGUGCGUGCAGGAGCACUUCCGGGAGAAGGAGGACGAGCAGCAGUCAUCCAGUGAGGAGCGCAUCAGGGUCACGUGCGAGAGAGUGGAAAAUAUGUCCAUGAGAUUGGAAGAAAUCAAUGAGAGAGAAAAUUUCAUGAAAACUUCCCUGCAGACUGUGGACCUGCGACUGUCUCAGCUGGAAGAGUUAUCCAGCAGAAUGGUGAAUGCGCUAGAAAACCUUGCUGGGAUUGACAAAUCGGAGCUGAUCCAGACCCGCUCCCGGGCCUCAUCGGAAUGCGACGCGACCUUCCUGCUCCGGCAGAGUAGUAUCAACAGUGCUGAUGGCUACAGCAUGUACCGCUAUCAUUUCAACGGGGAGGAGCUGCUGCUGGAGGACCCCUCUCUCUCCAUGCCUCCGGGACCAGGAGGCAGGAGGAGAGCUUGUUCCUUCUGUGCGAAGGAGGAAAAGGGCGGGAAGACACACCUGAUGCCCGGCACACCCGCCGCACCAGACAGCAACCGACUGGCCGUGGACAAUAGCCAGAACCCCUCGGAACCCAAAUUAGGUCCAGAGAUAGGGAUUUCAGCCGGAGUUGAUGAAAGGCGCGUGGAAUGCAGUCAAAGAGAAGAAAUGACUUCCUCAAGUUUACAUCAAACAGAUGUCGCACAUGGGCAGAAGCAGGCAGAUCUUCAAAACCCUCAGCUGACAGUGGACACAGCGAAACUAGAAGGCACCGUUUCCUACCCCUCGGAGGAACCCAAAGUUACUCGUUAUUACCCUGACGAUACGUUUAACGCCUGUCAAACAGUGCGGUCCAGAAGCUUUGUCUACUCGGAGGGAAGAAAGCUGAUGGGUGGCGUGAGCACCUGGAGUGCUGAGUACAGCUCCAUCAUGGACCAGGUGCGCCCCGCCGCCGUGCAAGAGUGGACCGCUGAGUGGAAAUGUCAGGUGCAGAAGAUCACGCGGUCCCGAAGCACCAACAUCCCCACCAUCGUGUCGGAAGCCGCGGUGCAAGCCGAGCUCAGAGAGCUGUCCAAGGACACUGAGGACGGCCACUGUGUUUCCCACACAGCCCCGCGUUUAUCCCUGACAGCGACCGGGAGAUCAGAGCAGGGGAAUUUGCUGUCUGUGAAGCCAGAGCAGGCUUUGGGGUUCCCGUCUCUCCGGUCCAAGAGCUUGCAUGGCCACCCGAGGAGCAGCGUCAGGUCCCUCCAAGGCAGAUUAGACAGAUCUGGGCAUGCCAGCAGUGUGAGUAACUUAGUCAUUGUAUCCGGAUUAACGAAGGAAGAACCAAAACUUGCGCAAGAGAAAACUUCCACAGAAACUGAAUGCUAA
This is a messenger RNA of Ochotona princeps (American pika), 4965 nucleotides long. RefSeq names its product transient receptor potential cation channel subfamily M member 1 (gene TRPM1). The transcript has 28 exons. Gene Ontology annotation, molecular function: calcium channel activity. Gene Ontology annotation, cellular component: membrane. NCBI's taxonomy places the organism in Eukaryota, Metazoa, Chordata, Mammalia, Lagomorpha, Ochotonidae. The record is from RefSeq and is a predicted model, not a curated record. The coding region runs from base 1 to 4965 and encodes 1654 amino acids. Gene Ontology annotation, biological process: calcium ion transport into cytosol; protein tetramerization.